ACAAUUUCUAUCAAAAGUGUAUUCUAAUAUUUAUUUCAAAGGUACAUUAUCAUUACUGAAAAUAUAUCCUUAUGAAACCAUCCAAGAUAAACGAUCUAUAUUUAAAUUUUAUAAUAAAGCAAAGAGUAAAUUAUCUAUGUCCAUUACAUAUUCUAAGGUGAAUUUAAAAAAGCGACUAUCGAUAUCAAAUAAAUAUUCCGAGAAGUAUCCAUCUCUGCCAAUUACAUAUCUCAAAAAGAAUAUGAUGAAAAAAUUUUCUUUUUCAAACAGAUAUUUUAAGGAUACUGUAAAAAAAGAACUAACUCUACUAAAUACAUGCUUAGAAAAUUCUGUUGAGAAGGAACUAUUGCAACCAAAUAAGUAUUCUGUGGAAGUUAUAAAGAAUAGAUUAAAUCUUCCAAAAGCUAAUCUUAAUUUGUCUAUAAAAAAUAUAGUAUCUGUACCAAACACACAUUUUGAAGUGACUAUAGAUGAAAAAUGUAUCAAAAAUGUAUUAAACAUCAACUCUAAAAUGGUUGUAAAGAAAAAAAAGAAAUCUCUAAGGUUAAAUCCUCAACAGAUUACAACAGAUGAACCAAUUGUAUCCAUAUUGGAUGAAGCAACUACAACUAAAAUAACACCUCAAAAAAAAAAAUUUUUGGUUGGUCUAGGAUUAUCGUCAUGUGUACACAGUGAAAAAAAGAAUGUGAGAUCUAGAUUAUCAAAAAAAAGAAAAAUUCAUCCAAAGGCUAUUAACAUAGAUAAUAAAGAAAAAACUAAACAAUCGAAUCAUGAUCGAACUAGUUCAGAAAAAGUGAAGAGAACGUAUCCAUCAAAAAAAUCCAACUGUAAAAAAGAUGAUCAAAAGCAUACCGUCAUCCCUACUUUGAUCUCAGCAGAAAAACCAUUAGGAUCAUCAAUUAAUAUAGAUCAUUCUUGUAUUCCUGAAUGCAGUUCUUGUAACAGAAAAUUUGAUUUACUAGAAACUCCUUUUCAUAUAGCACAAAUAAAAAAUCCAGAUAAGCAAAAAGCGUGUUUGGAAAAUGCUUCUCAUUUAAUUGGAUCAGAUUCGUGUUUAUGUACUGGUUGUUACCAGGCCAUAGAAAAACGAACUUCUAUAAAGAAUCUUAAAAAACGUGCCUGUAUUAUAAUGGCUUGUGAACAAACUGUGUCUAUUGAUUUUAAUUCGAAAUGGAUGGAUAUUAUAAAAUCUACGCUUUUAUCAAAUAAGAUCACUCUUAGAGUUCAAACUAAAGAGGAAGGAGCAAUGCAUAAAAUUCCUGUUUGCAAUGCACAUUAUGAACAGAUACUGUUUAUAUCUCAAUGCCAGUUGUGUGGAAAUCGAACAAUACAAAAAUAUAAGUUGCAUAAGUCCGUAGUGAAACGAUAUCAAUUGACUCUUGAUCGGGAUGAAAUUCCUAUAACAAUAAAAUAUGACAUCCUUAUUUGUAAGCCAUGUCAUAUUUAUUUAUUGCUGCCAAGAGAUAAAUCUACAAAAAUGUCAUUAGAAUUAGCAAAGCACUGUAACGCUUCUAAAACAAGGAUCAUAAAUCAUUGUAGAUUAAAAUUGAAAGGAUUAGAACCUAUGAAAUUAGAAAAAUGUGAAAUAAAUACCAAAAAAACAGAGGGAGACGAUCAAUUAUUAACGGUUAAAUCUUUACCAACGAAGAAAAGUAAUAUUUUCACUGAAGAUUCAUCUAUUACAUUUAAACCUGUAUCGUCAGUAUUAGAAUUCGUUAAUACUACAAUAGCCAUUACAACGAAUACGAUAAGAACAAGGCCGACAAUGACAAGAUCGAUAAUUACGACACCAGAAGCAGAAAAACCUAUGUCUUCGGUGUUAACAAAAUCAACAAAAAUAUUAUCAUCGUUAAUAAAAUCAACAACGGAGUCAACAUCAAUACAACCAUCAACGACCGUUGUAACGACGACAAUAGAAACAGCGCCACUAAUGACGACAAGAACAAUGAUUAAAGCACCAAUAUCUACAGUAUUAACUAGCACAGCAAAAAAUCUAUCAGCUUUAAAAUUCAAUCAAAAGACACAAUUAAAAUUUCUCGAUAAACGUCCACCUGUACCAAGAAAUAAAAAAUAUAUUUUGAAACAUUUAACUGUAACUAAAAACUAUAGAAAUCACCAUAUGCCAGUUCAUAAACUAACUCUACUGGAUGGUAAAAUUAAAAUUUUAGUUAAAAAACCGAAAACGCGAGUUGAUAAAUCUAUGACCCCAGUUGAAAAAUCUACGACUCUAGUUAAAAAAUCUAUGGUACCAUUUGAUAAAUUUGCAGUCCCUUUUGAUAGACCUAUGACUCAAGUUCAUAAAUCUAUAAUUCCAGUGGGUAAACCUACAAUCCAAGUUGAUAAAUUAAUGACUCCGGUUGAAAAACCUACGAUUCCUGUUGAUAAAACUUCAACUCCAGUUGCGACUCUAGUUAAUAAACCUAAAAUUCCAGAUAAUAAACCUAUAAUUGUUAAUCACAGAUCAAAACCAGUUUUCAUACCGGUUCUAAAACCAUUUUUUACUUCAAAAUUUUCUGCACCGAAAAAUUAUGUGAAAACUCCAGAUUUAGUUCCACCGAUAAAAUUACCAACUGAAAUAAAAACCGAUCAAUCGCUUAAGAAUACAUUAGAUUUACGGCCUACGUCACCACAUAUUGAGUUUUCCAAGUCCAAUCGCCGACAAGCUAGUCCAUCAAUAUUGUCAUCCUCCACAACCACACCAGACAUAAUCCAAUUAUAUAAGAAUCUCAAGACUGCUUAUCCUAGCGGAAUGGAAUUUGUCAACCAUCUGCUAAAAUUGGAAUCAUGCCGUAAUUUAGGAGACUUAACUGUAAAAAACAAUAAAACCAUUGACCAUCAACGAAAGUCUUAUACUAAAAACACUUCUCCUCGUAUAAUACACAGUCUUCAAAAACCUAAAGAAUAUAAAAUGCCAUCACAUAUUAACGGUCACUGUAAUGACCUUACAAAUAUUGGCUAUUUGAGUAAUAAAUGUGAAGUAAGUGAAGUCGAUAAAAAUUCAGAUUCACUCAUAAUCCCUGUCAAAACAACUUCUAAAUCCAGCUAUAAACCUGAGCAGGAAUCUAUUUCACCCAAAAUAAACGUCGUACAUAAGCCGUCUCUACUGCACGAUGGUGAUGAUAACGAAAAACAUGUCAUAGCUUUACGCAUAAGUACUACUGCUAUGCCUGUCACUACUAUUGUUACGCCUGUCACUACUAAUGUUACGCCUGUCACUACCGCAACCAUUAAAGCUUUGACCAAUAUCAUCUCUGCUGCGUCGCCCAUUUCUUCUACCAUUGUUGAAGAAAUCACAGCCAGUGAAGAGCUAACUACUAUCGAAAUGGCCUCUUUGGCCACAAACACUACAGAUUUAAUUACUGCAGUCGCCGACUCUACCACAACCGUCAUGGACACCGAAAUCUCCACCAUUACUGAUACAGUCGCCGUCACAUCAGACAUUACUUCAACUGUUAAUGACAAUAUUGACAAUAGUACUAUUGCUGACAGCACCGUUGUAGAAGAAUAUAAAACCUUAACUAUGAUUACAACUCAAGCCUCUACCACAACGAAUACAGCCUCCGAAGUUUCCUCAACCAUCGUUGGUGAUUCAAUUACAGAUAUCGCAACAACUGUCAUUGAUGAUUCCGCUUCGGCUAACAUUAACUCUGAAUCAUCUACAAUUACCAAUGCAAUUACCGUAGAAAUUCCCACUUCAACUAUCACUGUCACUGACGUAUCCACCACAAGUUGUGUAUCCAAUAACAUCUCAGAUAUCACUACUACCACUGCGAUCGUUUCUACGACCACUAUCACUGCAUCCACUAUAUCUAACACCUCAGAAUUUACGUCUAAUAAAAAUACAGAAGACAAAUUAGUUCCCACAGGUUCAACUGAAAGUAUUGUCAAUAAUAUAAGCAAUAUUUCCACAUCAAUAUCGUCGGAAAUCGUUAAAGCAUCUCCCGCUAAACUGUUAUCGUUACCGUCGAGUAAAGCUUCAACUGCAAUGGUUAUUAACCUAUAGUCGAUUUUUACUGUGGGGGAGGGUACUGUUUUCUUUUUUGGAACUAGUGAAUAUAUGGCAUGGAUGAGAAUUUGUUACUAAAAUUCUGGAUGAUCGACCAUCCGGAAGCUAGCCACACCAGGCGAUGCUUGACUUCAGAACACAUUAAUAAUUGAAGAAAUCAAUUACCAUGCCACAACAGACCACCAAAAAAAAUAUAUUAUCGGUAUCUGUAGUAACAAUGUUUUUAUAAAUUAUGUAUUAUUUUCCUCUGGAUAAUUUUUUAACAAAAAAAAUUAAUAUUGUGAUACUGUGGAACUAUAAUAUCUAAGGAUUAUAAACUGAAUCUAUUUAGUGUUUUAAAGAUUAAAUUUUUCAUUCUUCUUCAUAUUCAAUCAUUGAAAA
Melanaphis sacchari is the source of this 4387-nucleotide messenger RNA. RefSeq lists its product as uncharacterized. The transcript has 9 exons. Lineage: Eukaryota; Metazoa; Arthropoda; Insecta; Hemiptera; Aphididae. The coding region runs from base 137 to 4003 and encodes 1288 amino acids. The record is from RefSeq and is a predicted model, not a curated record.